Messenger RNA from Lytechinus pictus (painted urchin), 4641 nucleotides. Its product is annotated as scavenger receptor cysteine-rich domain superfamily protein-like. The record is from RefSeq and is a predicted model, not a curated record. NCBI's taxonomy places the organism in Eukaryota, Metazoa, Echinodermata, Echinoidea, Temnopleuroida, Toxopneustidae. Gene Ontology annotation, cellular component: membrane. Bases 177 to 1919 code for a protein of 580 amino acids. The transcript has 8 exons.
AGUCAACAUGGAUUACGCAACUAUACUACCACGUUUAUACCGGCCAUACAGCGGAUGCGCUGUACGUGUACAUAGAGUCUACGUGUGAUGCACUAUACGGUAGUUGGUUCUUUGGUUUGCCGCAGUGUUUUGUGCUCAACUCGAAAAGUAAAAAGUUAGACGAAAAAAAAACCGAAAUGGACGAAGCGGUGAUCAUAGCUCCAACCAGCUUGCAACAAUACGCAGGUAUACCUUACGUAUACUACGGCCGCACGUGGGGGACUUUCUGCCUGGAGAACUUUGACAUCAACGCAGCUCUUGUUUUCUGUAAAAACCUUGGGUAUCAAGAUGUGGCUUAUAUUACCAGUAGUGAUAAUGGGCCAGCGGAGCCAAUACCCACGAUCAUUAAUACAGUCAGCUGUACCGGGGACGAGGAGUAUUUCACAGAAUGUCCUCAGAUUGAAUGGGCGUACCAAGGACAAUGCACUCGGGAGCGCAAUCCCAUUGUCGUCUGUCAGAUAGGAGAAAAAUCGACGUCUAUUGUGCAAACAAUACCUGGCUUUCCUGAAUAUGGUCGGGUAGAAGUAACAAUAACUGAGCACCGAUUUCGAGGAACCAUCUGCAAUGACACGAUGACUCAAGCUGUGGCCGACGUGGUCUGCCGGGACGCAGGUUUUUUACGAGGAGCGCGAAGGUUCUUUACCAUAGGAGAAGGGCAGACUUGGUACAUUUUUGAAAACGUAAGCUGCACUGGGGAUGAAGACAGUUUUACCGAUUGCAGGAGCCAUCUGGUCUCAGUUCAUGAAUCGAACUGCAAUCACAAUCAAGACAUGGGAGUCGAAUGUUUUGCAAAUGACAAUGAUCUGAUUUUCCUACUGAGUGGGGCAGGGUCGUAUGAGGGCGCUGUUGCUUAUCGAGAACGGGAUCGACGGGCGUUACUUUGUGACGGAAGUUGGACCAACCGAGAAGCAAGUGUGGUGUGUCGCAUGAUCGGGUAUGAAAGUGGAACUGUCGCCAGAGUGAUCGGUGUGAUACCAGAUACUUUCGAUGACGUCUUCCAGUGGGACGUCGUGUGUGCUGGCGAUGAGGAACGACUGGAAGACUGUACGGUGACCAAGAGAGAGACACCUACAACAUGUGCUCCUGGAAACAUUGCUCAAAUCAGAUGCGGACCAAAUGAGAAUGGAAACCUUCGGAUAACCGGAAGUGGCUAUACUGAACAAGGACGGGUAGAGAUCUAUCAAGAUGGACAGUGGGCCCAUGUCUGGCUGCUUUCGAUCUUCAUGGAUAAACGUUUCUACGACAGAAUUUGCAUUGACCUGGGAUAUGAAAAGUCGGUUUACCAAUACUUAGGAAUAGGACAGAUGCCUUUUGAAGCAGGAUCUGGUACCGCGGGACGUAUGUGUGAGUAUGUACCGUCAACCGGACGUGUCCACUGUCAAGCUCUUACAAAUCAGACAGGAGGCGGGGAGGAAUCACAAGUUGGCGUCGUUUGUAAGCCAUUUGAUAUUGUGGCAUACCAUCCCAUAAGACUAGUUGACAUGAAAACAGAUGAGGUCAAUAACAAAUCGGGCUAUGUAGAGAUGUAUCAUGAUGGCCAAUGGCGUGGUAUUUGUGAGAACAUUCUUCAUUCUGAUCUCGUAUGUUCUGAGUUUGGUCAUGCGGACCGCUCCCACGCCGCUGCUAUUGAUACAUCGGUGAUUGCUGACGGAAGUUCAGAGCUCUCCUCAGUCUGGUUCAGUUUUACAGAAACAACUUUUUGUGAUACACUCUAUGGAUGUCGGCACAGCGCUUGGGGACACCCCCUCAGUGAUUGUAACAAGCUGGCGGUUCAAUGCGUCGAAGUGGAAGGGAGAGCUUCGUCUUUGGAAAGCCUGACUCUUUCUGUCAUCCUCCUCGCGGUUGCAAUUGCAGUCGACCUCGGCUUCAUCCACGUGUAAAAGUUCAGGCCUUAUGCAUUUGACGUCAUAAUCUCAUAGCGCCCUCGCUGAGAGGAUAUAGGAAUACGCGUAAACGGAGUUGUCAGAGAUACGCCAGUGCAGAUCACCAAACACACGCAAGGCAAAGGACCUGACCGUUAAGAUGGCGCGAAGACGUCAAUGCAUAAUGUCUAGUUCAUCUAAGUAUUUCGGAUUUUACUUUCACGUGCCUCUUUGACAAGUUUAAAGGAGGAUUGUAACUAAUUCAAAACUCAUUAGAGUAAAAACAUACAUGUAUAUAAAAAAGGAGGGUUGUUGGGGGUACGUACGCAUCUUUAUGGUAGGGCUAAGUAGGCUUUAGGAAUAUAGUUUUAAAGGAUUUUCAAUUGAACGAAUCGCACUUACAAAACUAUAUUCAUGUGAAAAGGAGAAAAGAAGUUUAGGGAAGUACCGCGAUCAUGACUACGAUUCCGGUCACUUUGGCUGGAAUCAUGCUGGCGUCAGCGGGAUCUGAUUAAAUCUGACUAAAUACAGCCAGGGGAGCGUUCAUGAAAUGACUUGUCGGACGUUUUAUCCGACGAGUCCCAUUUUAUCCGACAAUUAACAUAAUAACCGUGCUUCUAAGUCAAUCAAAAGAAAGAAAAAUUUUGCAUUUCUGACAAGUUGUCGGACAAAUUAUGUUGAUGAAACGCUCUAAAGAUCACGCAAACGCAAGCAUGUUUUUAAUCAAAAUAAACAGAAUUGGGAGUCCACAAAAACAGAAAUAUGCUUAUUGAAAAACAUAUAUUAGCUUGACUAGUCAAAAUGGUCUAAAUCUGGUCAAAUUGACUCGAUUCUAGUAAACAUGAUCCGAUUCUAUCACAAUUACUACUUCAUUAUAGAGAAAAUUACAAAAUCCUACAAUGUAUAGCCUACUUCAUCAUUUCAUUGUUUUGGGUGUGAGAGAAGGAUGAUGUGGUAGGGGCGGGUUUUAGUCUAUAACGUCUAAGCCUCUAACAUGUCUAAGGAGUAACAUAGAAAAUAAUUAAAAGAGAGGGCUUUUGUAAUUAUGGGGCAUUAAUAUCAAUUAAUUUAACCAAAAUAAAAACAACACAUAUAGCAUGUGUAGAUAUUGUUUACUAGAAGGGCAUUACUACCAUUAAGUUGUGUCAAAUUACUUUGAAAAUCAACUUGAAUGUAUUAAUGUUGUAUUCCUGUUCAUUUCUAUAUAGGGAUGCUAAUAAUUUACCAGUUAUUGUAAAUAGUAGGCAUGUGAUGAUUUCAUGUCAUGUAUGACUAAAAAUUUAAGUUCUUGAAAUAAAAAUUAUCAAAUAUUACAAAUAUAUAUAUAUUUUUUUAAAGGAUGUUUUAUUGUAUUCUCCCAAAUCAAAAUACACAUUCACAUUCCAUAAGCAAGUUGUACAAACUAUUUGAAACAUGAUGAUAAAUUAUACAAUAAAUCCAUAACAAGUAUAAUUAUACAAAUUAUACAUCAAAUUUCAAAGAUACUGGAAAUUAAUACUAAUGCGUUUUAGCAAUUACAAAAUGAAAUAUUAACAAGAUGUAUGAAAUGAUAAGAGAGAAAAAAAAAGAAAGAUAAAAAGUGAUGUUCUACAUCCCAUUCCCCCGUCCCCGGGUAAGGAGUACCCUUCCCUUUAUGCCUAUACUCUACAUGGAAGGGACUCCAAUUCUCCGUAUUGUUUUUUGUUUUUUCUGUGUUUUUGUUUAUUUUGUUUUGUUUUGUGGUUUUGUCUCUCGUUGUAUAUAUACCUUUGCCUGACUCUCCCAAUAUAUUCUUUUAAUUAAGAUUUUCCCAUUUCCUUAAAUAAAGAGACAUCUUACCUCUACCUAGCGCCAGCCUUCUUUCUUCCCAUUCUUCUUCUUUAAAUUUCCUUUUAAUUUCAUCCAUGGUUAUAAGUGCACCCUUUUCCCUCCCUUUGAAGAUUAAAAAUUUAACAAAGAUUACAAAAUGAUUGACUACACGUUCCUUUCCUUCGUCCUUUAAUUCUACACCUACAAGAAUUUCCUCCCAGCUUAAAUUACCCGUAGAAAUAAAACCAAACAUCUCCUUACAAUUAUCCCAAACCAAACAAGCAUAUUCACAUUCCAAAAAUAGAUGGCGAUAUGUUUCUUCCUCUUUUUUACAAUAACAACAAAGAUUAUUUUGUGAGAUUUUAAAACGGAACAAGUGAUGAUUUGUAUAAGCAAUGCCGUGCAACAUUUUAAACUAAAACUCUCUUAAUAUACUGUUCAGAGUACAUUGUCUUGGUCUCUUAAAAACGUGUUCAAUCUUUUCAUAAGAAAAACUACAUUUGUUUUUUAACUUUCGAAAACAUCAGGUAUUGCGAAGUUACAUUUCAUAAAAUUUGCAUAAACGUUUUUGGAUACUAACUCCUCUAUUGACAAAAUUCUUUUUCCAGAUAUAAAUUAUAUUUCUUCCCUAAGAGAAGCCUCUUUGCUAUCUAUUUUCAUAUUUCGUUUCCAGCUGACUGGAAUAGUUUCAUAAAUAUAAAGUGCCUAUUCGAUGUUACAUGUAUUAUGGACGUAUAAUUCUUGCUAAAAUCUUUCAAUUUAUCGCAUGAAGAAUUGUUAUUCUUCUUAUUUUCUCUCUUCGAAGCCCUCACAGUGUUGGGAACUCUUUGUAGGAAGUCCUAUUAAACUACAAGUUCUUGCUUUUGGGGGCUCCCUAACCAAUUUUACUUUGUUGUAUGUUCUGUUGUAUUGUAUCUCGAAUACUGACUAUCAUUGUCUAUUCCCCCCCAAA